Sapajus apella (tufted capuchin) is the source of this 2126-nucleotide messenger RNA. RefSeq names its product adenylate kinase 8 (gene AK8). The transcript is spliced from 13 exons. Gene Ontology annotation, biological process: nucleoside triphosphate biosynthetic process. Gene Ontology annotation, molecular function: nucleoside diphosphate kinase activity; ATP binding; AMP kinase activity. The record is from RefSeq and is a predicted model, not a curated record. Bases 567 to 2006 code for a protein of 479 amino acids. Gene Ontology annotation, cellular component: cytoplasm. Lineage: Eukaryota; Metazoa; Chordata; Mammalia; Primates; Cebidae.
CGUGAGCCCGGGAGCGGGAGGAGAGGUCUCCCGGGCCUGGACGCUAGGAGUUGGGCUGAGGAUUUCCACCCGAUCCUCGAACCUCCGGCCUGUCCCAUAGACGCCCCUCCCUGUUCAAGCAGCCUGUCCCACAUCUAUUCCUGCGUCUGUUAAAGAUGGGGAAACUGAGGCAUAGGGAGCGGGGGCAGCGGGGGAGGACAGGGAGUGCUAACAGAACCAGAAGCAGGGUCUGCCUCCCGCCACCUCGGGGGGCCGACUUGCCCCUCUUGGGUUUCGUCGGGGGUCUCAAAUCCGAGGAGGCCCAGCUGGAAUCCGCCUGAGGGUGUCCCCGCUAAGAUGCUCAAAUGGGGAAAGCGAGGCCCGGGUUGGGGAAAGAACUUGCCCGAGCCGCCGAGCGCGUCUGCCGGGGAGGUCGGGGCGGGGGCGACGCGCAAGACUGAGGCUCCGGAACCCUGGCAGGGCGCGGAGGAGUCUGCGGGGCGGGGCCGCGGCGCGCGCUGAUGACGCAGCCGGCGCGGCGGCCCUAGCGACGCUGUUACUAGGGAGCGGCGCGCCGCGACGGCUGCAUGGACGCGUCUACAGCCCCGCACCGUAUCCCACCCGAGAUGCCUCAGUACGGGGAGGCGAACCACAUCUUCGAGUUGAUGCAGAACAUGCUGGAGCAACUUCUGAUCCACCAGCCUGAGGACCCCAUCCCCUUCAUGAUCCAACACUUGCGUAGAGACAACGACAAUGUGCCGAGGAUUGUAAUACUAGGUCCACCCGCCUCGGGGAAAACAACCAUAGCAAUGUGGCUCUGCAAACAUCUGAACAGCAAUCUCCUCACUCUGGAGAGCCUGGUCUUAAAUGAGUUUUCAUAUACAGCCGCCGACGCCAGGAGGCUUUAUCUGCAAAGGAAGACAGUUCCCAGCGCACUGCUCGUCCAACUGAUUCAGGAACGCUUGGCUAAAGAGGAUUGCGUCAAGCGGGGCUGGAUUCUAGACGGCAUCCCUGAGACGCGUGAGCAGGCUCUGAGGAUCCAGACCCUUGGGAUCGCCCCCAGACACGUCAUCAUGCUGAGUGCUCCAGACACGGUCCUGAUCGAGAGAAACUUGGGGAAGAGAAUCGAUCCUCAAACUGGAGAGAUUUAUCACACCACCUUUGACUGGCCACCUGAAUCUGAAACUCAGAACCGUCUGAUGGUGCCAGAGGGCAUCUCAGAGCUGGAGACGGCUCAGAAACUGCUGGAGUAUCACAGGAACAUCGUCAGGAUCAUCCCCUCCUACCCCAAGAUCCUCAAGGUCAUCAGUGCUGACCAGCCGUGUGUGGACGUCUUCUACCAAGCUCUGACCUAUGUCCAAAGCAACCAUCGUACUAAUGCCCCGUUCACCCCGAGGGUGCUGCUGCUCGGGCCCGUGGGCAGUGGGAAAAGUCUGCAGGCUGCCCUCCUGGCCCAGAAAUACAGGCUUGUCAACGUCGGCUGUGGGCAACUGCUGAAAGAGGCCGUGGCAGACGCGACCACGUUUGGCGAGCACAUUCGGCCCUAUUUUGAAAAGGGGAUGGCAGUUCCUGAUAGCCUCCUCGUGAAGGUGCUGAGCCAGCGCCUGGACCAGCAGGACUGCAUUCAGAGAGGCUGGGUGCUGCACGGCUUCCCGAGGGACCUGGACCAGGCACACCUGCUGAAUAGCCUGGGCUACAAUCCCAACAGGGUGUUUUUCCUGAAUGUGCCGUUUGAGUCCAUCAUGGAGCGGCUGACUCUGAGAAGAACUGAUCCAGUCACGGGGGAAAGGUACCACCUCAUGUACAAGCCACCUCCCACCAUGGAGAUCCAGGCUCGUCUCCUGCAGAACCCGAAGGACUCUGAAGAGCGGGUCAAGCUGAAAAUGGAUCUGUUCUACAGGAACGCGGCUGACUUGGAGCAGCUGUACGAGUCGGCCAUCACCCUCAAUGGGGACCAGGACCCAUACACAGUCUUCGAAUACAUCGAGAGCGGGAUCAUCAAUCCCCUGCCCAAGAAAAUCCCCUGACGGGUUCGGAGCCAGGAGUGCCCCCCAGGGAAAUGAGUUCAUCCCCUACCCCCCACCUCUGGAAAGCUCCCCUAAAAAGCCAAUAAAGAAUGCUGGGUACCGUCUCCUGGAUCCUGAAGG